Molecule: messenger RNA, 1820 nt
Organism: Drosophila suzukii
Lineage: Eukaryota; Metazoa; Arthropoda; Insecta; Diptera; Drosophilidae
Gene: beag
Product: IC cytokine homolog beag
Biological process (GO): mRNA splicing, via spliceosome
Cellular component (GO): nucleus
Source: RefSeq, a predicted model, not a curated record
UGGCAAGAAAGGGAAAGAAGAAGCACAGUUUGUAAAUAUAGAUUUUCUCUGCGAAUUUUGCUGGAAACUCCUUCACCAUGUCGGAUGCCCACUUGGAAGCACCGCCCUCGGUGCGACUGACAAACGAUGACUUCCGCAAGCUGUUGGCCACGCCCCGCGCUCCGCCUCCUGGCUCUGGGACAACCAGCACUUCCGGCGGAGGAUCCCUGGCCACGGCCACCUUUGCCACGCCCACCACCGCCCCCGGCUCGACAGGAUCGAGCGGGGAAAAGAAGAAGGGCCAGAGCAGCAGCGAGCGGAACGAUCUGCGGCAAAAGAAGAACUUCUAUGCGGCACUCAAGAAACAGGAGGAUGUGAAGCUGCUGGAACUAUCGGAGAAAUACAGGGACCGCGCACGAGAACGUCGCGAUGGCGCCAAUCCGGAUUACGUGAACGUGAGCACGCCUGGCCACGGAAGCAGCACCAAUGCCUACCGAGCCGUAGCUCCGGAUAUGAAAUCCGGAAUCGACGCCCAGGAGCGAAGGAGACGUAUCAUUCAGGAGUCCAAGUUCUUGGGCGGUGACAUACAGCAUACGCAUUUGGUGAAGGGUCUCGAUUACGCCCUUCUACAGAAAGUGCGCUCCGAGCUGCACUCAAAGGAGGCGGAGGAGGAGGAGAUAGCCGCCGCCGUGGCCAGAGAAAAGCUAGCCGAAGCAGCUGCCGCCGCCGAGCAAUUGGAAGCAGAACGUCGGGAGUCGGAGGACAUCAAUGCCAUCAACGGUGCACUGGCCCGCAAUAUUUACAACCUGGUCCAGGCACGGCGAUCCAAAGAAGUUCCCCGCAAUGAACUCUUUGCGCCAGGACGGAUGGCCUACGUUAUCGAUCUGGAUGAUGAGCUGGGUGAAUCGGAUAUUCCGACAACACUGAAGCGCUCCAAGUUCGAGGUGCCUGUUGCACGGGAAGAUGUGGCCACGCUGACCACCAAUGACAUUGUGAUCAACAAGCUGUCGCAAAUCCUGAGCUAUCUACGAGCCGGUGGUCGCAACAAGAAGAACAAGAAGCGUGACAAGGACAAGCCGCUUUUCUACGAGAAGGAGGUGGAGAACCUUCGGGGAUCGUCCAGCAGCGGUGGCACCAGUCGGCACGCCACCUCCACUUCUACCAACAAGGAAGGUAAGCCUGCUCCCGUGGGUGAUAGCAUCUACGACGAUGUUGGUGAUUAUCAACCCACUACCACGCGAGGGGAACGAAAUCGCCAAGAGCCUGGAAAACCAGCUGCCUCCUACUUUGGCGAUGGUCCUCCCGAGGCGGCCGAAGAGCCCCUAAUUUCCAGCAUUCCCCCACCUCCCAAGAUAUCGAAGGCCAUGGCUUCACGCUUUGCCGAACCCGAGGGCUAUGCCGAGUGCUAUCCGGGACUGGAGGAGAUGAACGAUGCCAUCGACGACUCCGACGAUGAGGUGGAUUACACCAAGAUGGAUCUGGGCAAUAAGAAGGGUCCCAUUGGUCGCUGGGACUUUGACACGCAGGAGGAAUACUCUGACUACAUGAGCACCAAGGAGGCGCUACCCAAAGCCGCCUUCCAAUAUGGUAAGAUGCAGGACGGUCGGAAAACGCGCAAGAACAAGACGGAGAAAAACGAGAAGGCCGAGCUGGACAGGGAGUGGCAGAAGAUCCAGACAAUCAUUCAAAAGCGAAAACUGCCUAAGGAUGGGGGAGGUGGCGGCGGUGGUGGCGAUGAACCCGAUUACAAAUCAGCAAAGUACUAGACAGUUUUUAAACAUUAUUCUAUAUUUGUAAUGUAAUUCUGUAAAACAUUAAAUAUAAGUAUGCGCGUACUUGUA